AUGUUGCGUUUAGUUAUCGGAGAUGCAACUGAUGCCGGAGUCAAAUAUUUAGUAAGAAAACAUCCAGAGAUUGAAAAAAUCCAGUUGGGGGAUAGACACCUCUACACCUUGAACCAUCCUCCUCAAAUCUAUGAAUAUCCUAACCAUGGUUUACAAUCACUUCUCUCCCUACCCAACCUGGCCUCUAUUGAGAUCAACAGUCUGGAGAUUAUCGCCGGAAAAUCAUUAAAAAUUCUGUCUUCUCAUCUUCAUACCCUUGGUCUGUACAACCUUGAUAUAUCAGAGGAAGUUCUUGUCUCUCUUGUAGAAACCUGUAAAAACACUCUCAGAAAGCUGUAUAUUCCUGGAAACGAGAACGUUACCGAUUCAACUGUCUUUAGAAUUCUAGAUUUAUGUGGAGACAACCUGAAAUCUCUGAAUAUAUCUUGUACAAAGGUGUCCUGCAAGGACCUAUAUGAUCCCCUUCCUUGUCUAGAGUAUUUAAACUGUUCAUGGAACGAAGGUCUAACUGAUGAAGGACUACUCAACAUAUUUCAACUCUGCGGAGAGACUCUCAAAACUUUAAAUGUGUCCAACACAAAUAUUACUGGAGAACUUUUGUGUGAUUUUGAUGGAAGCUUGCCUAAUCUGGAAAAUGUAACAAUAUCAGCGUGUAAAUAUUUCACCGACGAAGGCCUGCUGAUGCUGCUCUGGUUGUGUGGAAAUACCUUAAAAAGUCUUGAUAUCUCAAUCACUUAUGUGAAAGGAGAGUUCCUAACUGAAUAUUAUGGAAUCCUGCCUUGUCUAAACAAUCUCAAUCUAAAAUUUUGUUUAUUUCUCUCUGAUGAAGGACUGGUAAAAUUUCUGAUCCUGUGCAGAAAAACCCUGAUUUCGCUUGAUUUGUCCAAAACCAAUGUCACAGGAGAACUGAUUAAAGACCUGAGAGGAGCACUGCCUUAUCUAGAAACCCUAAAUCUAACUCAGUGUGAAUAUCUUUCGGAACAAGGUCUGUCUCAGCUGAUCCUAAAAUCCAAGCACACCCUACGUUCACUAGAUAUUAGCAGAACAAAUAUAACCGGAGAGGCUCAGUAUGGAACACUUCAUGCCCUUCAGAGCCUUAACCUGGAAGGUAGUCGGCUCACGGACUCAGGACUACUUCAAACCCUUCGUAACUGCGGUGGGACAAUUCAGUCCUUAAACAUCAGCAGGACCAACAUAACUGGCGGACCGCUCUGGGAUUUGUUCCGCUCUCCAGAUUCCAAGCCUGCCCCGUUCACAGCCAACCUUCUCGCCACUCCUCAAU
This is a messenger RNA of Eurytemora carolleeae, 1282 nucleotides long. RefSeq names its product F-box/LRR-repeat protein 20. The record is from RefSeq and is a predicted model, not a curated record. Gene Ontology annotation, molecular function: protein binding. The annotation marks the transcript as partial. NCBI's taxonomy places the organism in Eukaryota, Metazoa, Arthropoda, Copepoda, Calanoida, Temoridae. Gene Ontology annotation, biological process: SCF-dependent proteasomal ubiquitin-dependent protein catabolic process. Gene Ontology annotation, cellular component: SCF ubiquitin ligase complex. The transcript has 2 exons.